AUGUCGGAAGAAACAAUUAUGUCUAUGAAUGAUCAGACAAUUAAAAUUGAACCACCAGAAUAUUCACCAGAAGACAUUAAACUUGAAAUGGAGGAUGAAUUUGAUGAUCCUGAUGUUAUUGUUAAAUCUGAUUCGUGUUCUGAAGAUGAUGAUACGUGUUUAGAAAGAUUCAUGAAUUCCGAGGUGAAAAUUGAAGAAGUCAAACAGGAGUUAUUCGAGACAUCAACUUAUGAAUGUGAUAUUUGCAAUAGAUCAUUUGCAGAAACACAUCAUUUAAAAGAGCAUAUGAUCGAACAUAUGCCUAAUAAUAGCAAAGAAAGAUCUUUCAAAUGCGAAAUCUGUUACAAGGCUUUUGAUCGAUUAAGUCAUCUGAAAAGGCACAUGCUCAUUCACAGUGGUAGUCUAAAAAGACACAUGCUGAUACAUAGUGGAGUACGUCCCCAUGAAUGCAAUAUAUGCAAUAAGAAAUUUACACAAUCGAAUGAUUUGAAGAGACAUAUGGCACUUCAUAGUCAGAAGCGUGGUGAAGAUCAAUGA
This is a messenger RNA of Ctenocephalides felis (cat flea), 537 nucleotides long. RefSeq names its product zinc finger and BTB domain-containing protein 7B-like. The transcript is spliced from 2 exons. Gene Ontology annotation, molecular function: RNA polymerase II cis-regulatory region sequence-specific DNA binding; DNA-binding transcription factor activity. The coding region runs from base 1 to 537 and encodes 178 amino acids. The record is from RefSeq and is a predicted model, not a curated record. Lineage: Eukaryota; Metazoa; Arthropoda; Insecta; Siphonaptera; Pulicidae. Gene Ontology annotation, biological process: regulation of transcription by RNA polymerase II.